Molecule: messenger RNA, 2592 nt
Organism: Neurospora tetraspora
Lineage: Eukaryota; Fungi; Ascomycota; Sordariomycetes; Sordariales; Sordariaceae
Exons: 3
Coding region: 225-2315 (696 amino acids)
Molecular function (GO): protein binding
Source: RefSeq, a predicted model, not a curated record
CGUCAUCAAUGCUCUAGGAAUCCCAGUCCCUUUCUUUUUACUCUCGCUGCGCGCCGCAGCUCUCCCACUUUCCGUUGCCCCUCCUCUCUUUCGUUCUUUGCUUCUUUCUGUCAGCUAACCUCCAUUUAUACGACAAGUGACGCUGAUGAAAAAGAAAUACCAACCUGUCCACCUCUUUUCGACAACAACUAGAGCAUAACCUAGAUUUCAUCUCCGUCUCACACAUGGAUCAACACAAUUCCCCAGGCUCUGGUGGUGUCUCUGCCACCGCAGAGGCCAGCUCGUCGAAUUCUGAAUUGAGAGUCAAUACGAUCAACGGCGAGAGUAGCAGCAACAGUAUGAGAGAUAUUGAAGAUAUCCUCAACGAAUAUGGCCAAGGAAGCAACAGCAAUAACAACAGCAACGGCAACAACAGCAACAGGAACGAAGAGUCAAGCGCAAAUGUCGAGGAAAGUGAAGACCAAGGCCAGCAAAAUACAAGGAGACGUCCGCAAACUCUGGGCGAUGUGAUGAGGGAACCGGGAUCGCGUGCGCCUGAUGUCAUGGUUUUGGAGUCGAUGCCGGAGGAGUCGAGUAGCAGGAACAGGGUGGCGGCGCUGAAUCCGAAGGAGGAUCUUUGGUUGAGUACUGCUGAUGGACGCUAUAACUCAACCAUUGUACCACUUCGGGUGGGAGAGGCACCUCGGGCGCAAACCUUCUACGUCCAUAAGCACAUACUCCUAAAAGUCGAAUACUUCGAAAAAGCACUCUGCGGCAACUUCAGAGAAUCCGAGACCCAGUCGAUCGAGCUACCCGAAGAAGACCCAGCAAUUUUCCAUUACCUGAUCGCCUUUUUGUACGAAGGGAAAUACGAGCCUAUCAAGCCCGCCUCAUCAGUUCUCGUCCCCGACCAACAAAAGGGAAAAGGUAAAGACAGCUCCGUAGAAGCCAACGGCGGCGGCGGAGUAGAUUCGGAGAACAACAACUCGGAAGACUCCGAGCUUGACACCGACCUCAGCGCCGCUCCCGCUCAACGCCGGCGCGAGCGCCAACGCCGUCGUCAACAAAGAGAACGGCAGCGGGAAUGGGAUCGCGUAAACGGGAAACAUCCCGGCCGUCACCGGCCCAACUGCGGCUGCCCCCGCUGUGUCGUCGAACCCGGUCCUCCUUGCUGGUCCUGCCAUGCGCCCCGAUCACCGGUACCGCCGCCCGGUAUCGGGGCCCCGUACACUCCAACCGGAACAAGACCACCGUUCCCUCACCCUCCCGGCCCCGAAUACCACCACAGGCCCUACCUCGAAAGACUUUUGCAGGGCGAUGGCCUAGGAGCAGCUGCCGAUAGGAGACGUGGUCGCGCAAGACUAGCAGCUCCACCGCCACCUCCUCCUCCACCGCCACCACCUCCUCCUGCCGCCAACCAAACCCUACCCCCCGCGCCACCCGCUCAAGCCUCCUCAUCUUCCUCUUCCAACCAGCCCCCAUCAUUCUCAACCAACUCCGACUCAUACCUAACAGAAGGCAACACCCGCCUCUCGACCCCCGCCGACCUGCGCACCUGGCUCCUCUGCUACGAACACACUUUGUCGGUAUACAUCCUCGCCAAUAAGUUUCUUCUGGACGACUUCAAGGCCGAGAUCGCGCGGCACGCAAUCGACAUGCUGGAGAGCGCGGGCACGGACGCGGCGGUGCCGCAGGUGCUAUUCCUGUGCAAGCGGCUGUGGGAGGGCCUGCCGGAGAGCGACCCCUUGUUGAAGAUGGUGUUUGCUAGGGUGGGGUUUUUGCAGCCUUGGAGGAACAGGAGUAGUGGGUAUGUAUAUGGGAGUGGAAGUGGAAAUAGGGGUAAUGGUAACAACGGGGAAAGAAUUAAUGACAAUGGGAAGAGACCUCGGGGAAGGGAUAGUGGUGGGGAGGGUAUGACAACUGAAAAGGAAAUGGGCGAGGAGGCAGGGGACUGGUUGCACCAGAACCCAGAGAUCGUGACGGCGGUGUUGAUGGAGAUGGCGGCGAGGAGAGAGGAGGAUUUCUACCAGACCCAGUACCAAAGUCCCGGGCUUCAAGGGCCGCCUGGGAUGGGUGGUUAUAUGGGGAUGGGAAUGGGAAUGGGCAGGAUGGACGCAGGAGGCAGGUCGUUGCCGAGCAUGGAGAGACCGUGGGCCGCAGCGGGAGCUGGCGGCGGGGGCAGACCGAAUGGGACGGCAGGAGGGAUGGGGGAUCCUAUGGGAGGAGGAGGAGGAGGAGGCCCAUUGCCGUGGGUGAAUCAUUGGGAUCCAAAUAGGCCGAAUACAUUGAGACCUGGACCCAUGGCACAUCAUCACCAUUGGCCGUUUGGUAGGUGAGAGAGACUGGAGGAGGGGUGGGAGCUGAGGCUCUUUGAUCAAAGCGGAUAGGUGCGAAACCAGAGGUAGAUUGGGUUAGGCAGAGAGAUGCCAAUGAGCGAUCAAAUCGAGAGGAAUCCAGCGCAUACGAUGUAGGCUUAAAGUGUACUCUAGUCAAUUUUAUCUAUCCGGUGAUUUCUUCCAAACUUACUCGUCAUCCUUAUUCGUCUUCCUCAAGCUCUCUGUGGUAUACAGAAGCUUCUGCAAAUCUUGGGGAGUCAGGCUGCUCUCGUCCUCG